AUGCCGCCGAAAGGCUACGCACGGCGCGGCCCCUCUGCGGCUUCCGCAGGGAAACGGGAUCUCGCUGCCACUGCAGCGUUUGGACUCUCCAGCGAGAGUGACAGAGCGGCGUCACCUGCGCAGUUGCAGCAGCUGCAGCAGCGCCGUGAAGCCCUUGAGCGCCACCUGGAGACACUCGACCUGCGCGUGUACGAGCUGGAGACGGUGUAUCUCGGGCAGUAUGUGGAGUUGGGCGGUUGCCUUUUUGACGGAUUUGGACUGGAGCGGCAGCAGCAAUGGUGCACCACUACUGCUACUGCGAACACCGGAAGCCAGGCCGCGGCUUACCGUGCGCGGCUGCGGAGCUUUGCGCCAAACGACCGUGUCUUCACUGCGUCGUCUGUGGGGGCGCUCGGUGUGGUGGAGCGGCUCAAGUCACUCGAGGCGGUAAGUGGCAGAGGGCGGAAGCGCUCGCGCAGCGACAUUUAA
Molecule: messenger RNA, 468 nt
Organism: Trypanosoma grayi
Lineage: Eukaryota; Euglenozoa; Kinetoplastea; Trypanosomatida; Trypanosomatidae
Exons: 1
Coding region: 1-468 (155 amino acids)
Cellular component (GO): histone acetyltransferase complex
Source: RefSeq, a predicted model, not a curated record